UAUCUCACUCAUUUUCUAACGGUAUUGCGUCCGUGCGGGAGUGUCCAAGAAAUUAGGAAAUUGGACGAAUGAGAAUGAUAAGUCACUUGUCUUAUUUGUGGAUAAUGUAGGUCGGAUGUACUGUUUGUUUUGGUUUAUUAUUGGCUAAGCGUUAAGAAGAACUUGCCUAAGACCAAUGCAGAAGAAUUGAAGCACAAUUGUUUGAAGUACUGUGAGAGAAAACUGUAAAUAUUUUAUUUGUGCUGUGGUUAAGUGGCUUCCCGUUUGUUGUGUCACGAUGGCUGAGGCUGCAGCUGCUACCACCACGAACCCUAAUGCUGAAAUAGUGCGAGGACAGGUGUUUGAAGUUGGACCGAGGUAUAAAAACCUCCAGUACAUUGGCGAGGGAGCUUAUGGCAUGGUUGUAUCCGCAUAUGACACAGUGAAACAAUCCAGAGUGGCCAUCAAGAAGAUUUCACCAUUCGAACAUCAGACUUACUGCCAAAGAACUUUAAGAGAAAUCAAAAUUCUUACAAGGUUCAAACAUGAAAACAUAAUCGAUAUUCGAGAUAUACUAAGAGCAGAGACAAUUGAACAAAUGAAGGACGUUUACAUCGUCCAGUGUUUAAUGGAGACGGAUUUAUACAAAUUAUUAAAAACACAGAAACUAAGCAACGACCACAUCUGUUACUUCCUGUACCAAAUCCUGCGGGGGUUGAAGUAUAUACACUCGGCGAACGUGCUUCACAGGGACCUCAAGCCUUCUAAUCUCUUGCUUAAUACGACCUGUGAUUUAAAGAUAUGUGACUUCGGACUGGCAAGAGUGGCGGACCCAGACCAUGAUCAUACCGGUUUCCUUACGGAGUACGUGGCUACACGCUGGUACCGCGCACCAGAGAUUAUGCUCAACUCUAAGGGCUACACCAAGUCGAUAGAUAUAUGGUCUGUAGGCUGCAUCCUAGCCGAGAUGCUGUCAAACCGACCCAUCUUCCCGGGCAAGCAUUACUUGGACCAGCUGAACCAUAUCCUGGGAGUGCUAGGCUCACCGGGCCAAGAGGAUCUUGACUGUAUCAUCAACGAAAAGGCUCGGGGUUACCUGGAGUCCCUGCCGUACAAACCACGCGUACCCUGGACGCAAUUGUUCCCGAACGCGGAGCCGCGGGCCCUGGACCUGCUGGACAAAAUGCUCACCUUUAACCCUCACAAGCGCAUCACUGUGGAAGAUGCGCUUGCGCACCCAUACCUCGAACAAUACUAUGACCCACACGACGAGCCCGUAGCAGAAGAACCUUUCCGGUUCACGAUGGAGCUCGACGAUCUACCGAAGGAAACCCUGAAGAGCCUCAUCUUCGAAGAGACUCUGCUUUUCUAUCAAAUUCAGAACUCGUAAACUGACCAUGGUAACAAUUGCUGAACGUUUUUAUCGUUUUAUUGCAAUGACGGGCUUCAGCUGCAAUCCACAGAUAUCAUAUCUAAUCAACCCAUGAUUACCAGAAUCGAAUUUUCUCGAACUUCACAUAAGUGUUUAUUAUGACGUCCGUCGCAUUCUCUAUUUUUAUUGCGUGGUGCUGACAGCUAUGACGAGUGUUAAAUAAUUAUAUUCUUUCAAUAUUAUAAUUUGACUGGUAACAUUUAAUUACAAAUUACAACUAAUUUUGAAUAAAUAAAUGGAUUUAAUUUUAAUACAAAAAAUAUUGCUGGCUUCUCAUGCUUAAAUGAAUUUUAAAUAUGUCAGUGUCAUUAUUAUUAAGAUUAUAUGAAUUGUUUUGUCUUCUGGUAUGACUUGAAAAUUGUUCUGUUUAACGUAGGUAUUAUAAAAGUAGACGUAUCUAGAUAGGAUUUUUCUGAAAUUUAUCAAAGUUAAUACCUAGUCGUUCUUUAGAGGUUCGAGACGACGAAGUAUUUUUCAGUAUUACAUCAACGUAUUGAGACUAACUUUAUCGAAGGUUUUAAAUCGAUAUAUAUAAAUGCAUGAAUGCACUGUUUUGGUCUUCGUUAAAAAACUUGUGUUAUACUGUCUUCCCGUCUCUCGUUUGCGCACAAUAUGAAUUUUAGAAUAACAUUCAUAUCAAUUUUAAUGUACUUUGUGUCUUAGUUACGUGCGUAGGUUACAAGUUUUUCAACGAAUGCUUAUUGUGAUGGAUUGUGAUUCGUCAACACGUAGGGAAACACUGUCAUUUUAAUAAUUGGAUUUUAGAGAUAAGAACUUCGCAAGAAAAAUGAUUCCGCAUCGAUGAGAUUACUAAAAUACUCAAACGCCAAUACGUGGUAAUGCGGAUAUUACAUAAAUUUCGGUUGACGAAUCACAUGGUUUCUUAUAUUGUUACUCUACUCUACCAGAUGUGAAUUGUCAAAGUUUUGGAUAUGGAUAGUGAAUAUUUACUAAGAAGUUGUUGAAAAAGGGAGCAUUAGUCUUGAUAGUUUGAUAUUGUGAAACGUUUAACUUUUGUCUUAUGCCCACUCAUGGGAUUUAAUGUUGUGAUUUCGAUUACGAUGUUUAUUAGCUUCUUGUCAACGUUAGUCUGCGAAGAUUAUGUAUUCAGGAACUUAGUCCGCUAGUUUGGAAAAUGUCAGGUAGCGCCAGCCAUGUUUGCUGUCAAUGUCAAACAAACGUUUGUCAACUUCACCUAAGACGAUCUAAUAGACUACCAUACUAAAAGUAUUGUCUUUGAAUUUUCAUAAUCGCAUUCCUGAAUCCUCAAGUAUUGACGUAGUCUUGCUUUUAAAGGUAAAAGUAAGGCUCUGAAUUGUCGCGCUAUCUGUACUAAAUAAUAAUAAGAAAUAUUUAUGCAGUAUUUUCAUGUGACGCAGACUACGUUGUAAAUUCGCAUUGUUUGAGAUUUAAACCAUUUUACUCUAUACGUUACUAAAUGUGUACAUUUUAACACCAAUUAGCGACACAAUUCGAUUGUUCAAAAUUGUGCAGUUAAUUAGUUUAAGCUUCUCGACUCGUAGACCCCGUAUCCCAUACCCCGAUUUUGCCGACAAAUUUAUGGCAUAUUAGAAGUCGUAUUUAAUAAUGGCUGUCAUUUCUUGUUCGUUGACAGCUGAAGUUUCACUUGUUAAAUAUUUGUAUCGUAAUUUAAAUUAUUUUUCGAAAUAAAAGUUUUAGGCUAAUUAGUUGACAUAAGAAUUUUUUCCUUCAUAGUCACUUACGCUACGUGAAAAAUUACUAACAGUAUGAGAUGACUACAGAUUUCACGUAUGUAUUGUUAAAAUAUGAGUGUUGCCAUAUUUUCUUAAGUCAUUAUGUACAAAUUGGAUAUUGUAAGAUCAUUUGUUAUCUGUCAACAGUUGAAUUGAAUAUUACGAAAAUAAAAUUUAAACAAGA
Molecule: messenger RNA, 3310 nt
Organism: Pieris rapae (cabbage white)
Lineage: Eukaryota; Metazoa; Arthropoda; Insecta; Lepidoptera; Pieridae
Gene: rl
Product: mitogen-activated protein kinase 1
Exons: 8
Coding region: 278-1369 (363 amino acids)
Biological process (GO): intracellular signal transduction; protein phosphorylation
Cellular component (GO): cytoplasm; nucleus
Molecular function (GO): ATP binding; MAP kinase activity
Source: RefSeq, a predicted model, not a curated record